Paramecium tetraurelia is the source of this 1410-nucleotide messenger RNA. RefSeq lists its product as uncharacterized. Gene Ontology annotation, cellular component: cytoplasm. The transcript is spliced from 3 exons. Gene Ontology annotation, biological process: protein phosphorylation; intracellular signal transduction. The record is from RefSeq and is a predicted model, not a curated record. Lineage: Eukaryota; Ciliophora; Oligohymenophorea; Peniculida; Parameciidae. Gene Ontology annotation, molecular function: ATP binding; protein serine/threonine kinase activity.
AUGAGUUAACUGAAGAAAUUAAAUCAGCAGGUUAAAUAAGUGAAAUGCAUAACACUAUCCGCUAAUUAAUCUCAUCAUUCUCAUCAGUCAUCAGUGAAAACUCUACCAAAACCAAUAGCAUCCCGUCCUGUAACUGCGAUUACUAGGAAUACUAAUAGAGUGGAGGCUGUGAAAAUAGAUUUGGUCAAAUAGAAAAAGCAAAUAACAAAUAUUAGCGUGACUAGAUCUACUUCUUCUGCUCGUACAAGAUCUGCUUCUAAUGGACCCAAAGAGGAAAAAAUCCCAAGAAUUUUAGGAGACUUAUUAGGUCCUGAAGUUGAUUUGGCAGAUUGCUAGGAUUUCUUAUUGUAAUUGAAUGAGCCACAAUUUAAGAUGGAUGAAGACUUAAUGAAGGAACGUGUGAUUUUGGCUAAUAGGAUAGCAAAUACAAUUAAGGUGAAAAAAAGAAUACCGACAACCACAGCAGAUUAUUAUAAGCUGUGUUCUGUUAUAGGGAAAGGCGCUUUUGCUAAGGUUUGCUUAGGAAUUCAGAUUUUGACAGGAGUAAAAGUGGCAAUGAAGAUUAUUGAGAAAUCAAGUCUCAAAAAUGAAAGUGCCAAAAAAAGGUUGAUGCAAGAAAUCACUUUAAUGAAACUCUUAUAGCCAUACAAAUGUUGUAUUCGAUUAUAUGAAGUCUUCGAAACCAAAAGAUAAAUCUAUUUAAUUAUGGAAUAUGUUGAAGGAGGAGACUUAAUCAAGUUUACCAAAGAAAAACCAUUAUCUGAAUAGAUGGCCAAGAAUAUAUUUGGAUAAUUGGUGUUAGCACUUUAAACAUUGCAAAAUCAUAAUAUACUACAUAGAGAUAUUAAAUUAGAUAAUAUUUUAUUGUAAGGGGAAUAAAUUAAACUGUGUGAUUUCGGUGUAAGCAGAUAGAUUGUAAAGGGACAAAAAAUACUAGAAUAAUGUGGAACUCCUGCUUAUUUGGCCCCAGAAAUAAUGACAUAAAAGACUGGAUAUGAGGGUUUCGCUAGUGAUAUCUGGAGUUCGGGAGUCCUUCUGUAUAUUUUAUUGGUUGGCAAAACGCCAUUCAAGGGCAAUAACAUGAAUGAACUCAAUCAGUAGAUUUAGAGUGGACUCUUGAAUUUUAUGGAAAUUAAAAAAGCCAAUCUCUCAAAUGAAGCAGUGGAUUUGAUGAAAUCAAUUCUAAAUAUCAAUCCAAAAUUGAGAUUUACAUUAAUGGAAAUCAUGAAACAUACUUGGAUGAAAGAAAUCGAUUUUAAAUAAAUUAAAUAAUAACCUAAUACAAAUUUAGAUUUAAGAAUUAUUUGUUAGAUUGAAUAAUAUGGCUACUAAAGAGAAGUUAUAAUCAAAACUUUAUAAAGCAAGACAUUAAGCCACAUAUCUGCUCUUUAUUGGGCUUUAUAUUAGUGA